CCGGGUCACCGUCUCUGGCGCCCCUAAUGCAACCACUCUUGAGGAAGGUCGGCAGCACCGGCCCAGCCAGGGAGAAAGGGUGCUGCUCGUCCCGCUACAGGCGGCAGGCGCCAGAGUGAGGUGCCAUUGGGCUGAGGAGUGGUGAAGGGUCAACUGCCACGUACGAGUUCAAGUGCGCCGCUCUCGGACCGGCUGACGGCAGGCACCGGGAGAGCAACGGGGCUUGGGCUCGAGGCUUCGGCGAGACGACGGUGUGGCCGGUUGCCCGCCCGCCCGCCAGCGCCCCAGUGUCACGCUCACCCGGGUCCCUGGCAAGCUUCUGGCCUGUACUCGACGCUCCAGACCCGGAGGUUCCCUCCUCACCGCGGUCCCUGGGGCGGUGCCCAAGGCGGGCCAAGCGUGACGAGUGGGAACAGGAGCCAGUGAGAAGCGGGAUUCUCCAGGCAGAGGCGGGCCCUGGGCGGGUCCUUCGGCCGGACCUGCGGGGGCGGGUUGUUGGAGUUCGAGUGGGACCCGGGACGCUGGGUCCCUCGGACGUGAGGACGCGCGCCCUGCAGCCCGGCCGUGGAGCAGCUGUGGCAGGAUUAUUCAAGAUAGCCAUUUUUAACAAGGAUCUGUGAACUAAACUUCUCUCUUUUUCGAAAGAGAUUUCUAAGUUAAACAUGAAGAGGAAAUAUUGGGACCACUUGGAUUCUGACAGGAUAAAGAAUACAGUAUUUCACAGCUACUUGUAAUGGAACCUUUGUGAAAUUCAGCAAUUGUCAUGCACCCAACUGGGAACAUGGAUGUUGGUUUCUCCCGUUCUGCUGUUCAGACACUGUCAAGAAGCCACUGCAAAAACAUCAAACAAAAAAUUUCUCAAUGGGAAGGAAGGGCCAAUGGUGUAUCUAACCCAGUGAAGUGGCAUCCAAAGGACUUCGGAGUGAAAUAUAGUAACUGUCACCAAGAGAGCUUUCCUAAGAAAAGUACUGUUUCUGAGGAACAGAGCAAAGAGCUGGACGUAACCAACUCUCAGGAUGUGGGACUGGAUUUGAAUGAAGAUGCAAAAAGCUUUGAUCAAAGCGAGGAGGAAAGCGAGACACAUGAACUUAGCACACAUUUCUUGAAAAAUGCAUCAGAAUCCAAUUGGGUAUGUUCUCGUGUGAAACAAAUUGAAAGCUGGAAAGAAGUGGUUUUACAUCCAGACACUUCCUUACCUCCAGGAAACCUCUAUACCUCGCAGAUAUUGUGGAAGAAAAUUGAAUCACUUCCUCCCAAUAAAAUCUUAAAUUUGGCUUUAGAGCGUUGUGACUCUUCUGGAAAAGAACCUCAUUUCAGGGUUCUGGACAGUUCAUAUGGAAUUACUAAGAGCUUAGAAAAUAUUUACUCUGAACCAGAAGGUCAAGAGUGUGGGUCUUCUAUAAAUCCUUUGCCAAAACCUCGUAGGACGUUCAGAUAUCUGUCUGAAUCUGGUGUUAUGCCAGGUAAAGAAAGAAACUGUGAGAAAAAAUACUGUGAAAAUAAUUCUUGCACGGCAUCUUCUUUGGCUUCCUCUCGGGACCCUGAACCAAAGAAAUAUGGUGGAAAAAUCAGAGGGCGAUCUAAAAGGAAAUCCUUUGAAUUUGAGGAUAUUCAGCACUUUCGAAAUCGGAACUCACAGAAGAUUCAUGAAGAACUGGGAAGAAAUUCUGGUUCAGCACUUUAUUACACGCAAUCCGAGGAUAAUAUCUAUGAGGAUAUCAUAUAUCCUGCCAAAGAAAAUCCCUAUGAAGAUAUUCCAGUGCAGCCUCUACCCAUGUGGAGAUCCCCUUCAGCAUGGAAGCUGCCACCCCCUAAAAAUGCUUUCAGAACACCCAAGCUUCCUCCCAAACCCCUGUUCCUGCACCGGAAAACAAUGGAACUUAAGAACUCGCAAGCUUGUUUGCGGUCGAAGCUCACCAAGGAUACCACUUUGCCUGUCACAUUAACUGAAUGGAAGCUUUUCAGAGCUGGGAACGUUGCAAACAGGAAAAGGAGAAAUCUUCCAAGGCUUGUUUUGAAAAUAGAUGAUAUAUUUGAAUCUAAGAGAGGGAAGAAGAGGAUAAAGUUACAUCCUUACACUGGAAAAGAGGUACCUUCUUCAAAAGGUGAAACCAGUGGGAACGAAAGUGAUGCCGAGUAUCUGCCAAAGAAUCGCCACAGGCGCCUAGUACAACUCCAGCAGUCCUCCAAAAGGAACCCUCACUACCAAACCUUGGAGCGGGAUCUCAUUGAACUACAAGAGCAGCAGCUGUUUGAACUUUUUGUAGUGGUGUCUCUGCAGAAGACGCCAUCGGGAAUCAGCUACAUUCCCCAAGUCAUUCAGCAGUUCCCUGGCAAGGGUGAUCAUGGCUACAAGCAAUCCAAAGACAUGGAAGAGAGGCUCAAAGUUAUCCCCAAAUUCUGUUUUCCUGAUUCCAAGGACUGGGUGCCAACCUUAGAACUCAAGAGUGAAACCUUCUCCUUUGUCUUGACUGGUGAGGAUGGCAGCCGGUGGUUUGGUUACUGUAAGAAGCUCUUGCCAGAGGGAAAAGGAAAGCGACUCCCUGAGGUGUACUGCAUGGUCAGCCGCCUGGGCUGCUUCAAUCUGUUUUCAAAGAUUCUGGAUGAGGUAGAGAAGAGAAGAGAAAUGUCUCCAGCCCUUGUUUACCCAUUCAUGCGAAGUGUCAUGGAAGCUCCUUUUCCAGCCCCUGGACGCACCAUCACAGUUAAGAGCUACCUCCCUGGGGCCGGAGAUGGGUCUAUUGAGCUUUGCCGACCACUGGAUUCCCGAUUGGAGCAUGUUGAUUUUGAAUGCCUGUUUAAGUGCCUGAGUGUGUGUCAUCUCAUCCGGGUCUGUGCCUCUCUCCUUCUAGAGCGGAGGGUUAUCUUUGUUGCCAACAGCCUAAGCACACUGUCUAAAUGUGGCCAUGCUGUGGUAGCCACACUGUACCCCUUCACCUGGCAGCAUACCUACAUCCCAGUUCUACCAGCAUCCAUGAUUGACAUUGUGUGCUCACCUACUCCAUUCCUGAUUGGAAUCCUCUCUUGCUCCUUACCACAGCUCCAGGACCUACCCAUUGAGGAGGUGCUGAUAGUUGAUCUCUGUGCAGACAAGUUCUUACAGGAGGUAUCUGAUGAGGAUGAAAUUCUGCCAUCUAAACUUCAAGCUGCCCUGAUGCAGAUUUUGGAAGAACGAAAUGAAAUCUUAGCUCAGGAGCAGAGCUUCUCACAAACAGAUGUGACACUUGACUCUCUGGUAUCUGAAGCAUUUGUUCGAUUUUUUGUGGAGCUAGUGGGACAUUACUCUUUGAACAUGACUGUCACCGAGCACGGGGAACGUGUAUUCCAAAGGGAGCCAUUCCGGAAGUCCCACACCUCCCGAAGUGUACGCCACUUCCUGGAUCUCUUCAUGGAGACUCAGAUGUUUGCAGGAUUCAUCCAGGACCGAGAGCUGCGGAAAAGUGGGGUUAAAGGUUUGUUUGAAGUUCGGGCCCAUCAGUAUUUGGAAACAAUUCCUGAGUCCGAGCCCAGUGGAAUGAACAGAAUUUUGCGAAGUCUCGGAAGUAAAAUGAAAUUUCUGCAGAAGAAAUGAAAUUUUGGUUGACUAUCUCCAUCCUAAAUAGAACAGCAAGUGCCAAAGAAAA
Molecule: messenger RNA, 3623 nt
Organism: Ochotona princeps (American pika)
Lineage: Eukaryota; Metazoa; Chordata; Mammalia; Lagomorpha; Ochotonidae
Gene: DENND2C
Product: DENN domain containing 2C
Exons: 19
Coding region: 764-3571 (935 amino acids)
Source: RefSeq, a predicted model, not a curated record